AUGGCUGCUAUCCCUCAGGGCGGUACUUGGAUCGACACUCUGCAGAAGUCGUUCGUCGACGUCCCCAUCGACGAAGCCAACGACAAUGGGAUCGCUACCACUGAAUUUCUCGAGGCCUCAGAGGCUCUGACGACCCUGUUUGGUUACUCUCACCACCAAGGACCUCAAGUAAAAAUCAGGGACCGACAGCAAGCAGCUCCUGCUGAAUCUCAGACGCUGCAAGCUCUUGUCAUCAAUGAGCUGAAGACGAAGAAGCACACCGCCGCCGAGGGGCUGCUCUGGCUUGUCCGCGGUCUUGACUUCACCGCCCAAGCACUCCGUGACAACCUGAAAAACCCAGGCAAGGAACUCGCCGACUCUUUCCGCGACGCCUAUGGGUCGACUCUCAAGCCGCAUCACUCGUUCGUUGUCAAGCCAAUCUUCAGUGCGGCUAUGUCUGCUACCCCGUACCGAAAGGACUUCUAUGCGAAGCUGGGUGACGAUUCUGCUAAGUCGGAAGCAGCCCUCGACCAUCAAGUUCAUUUAGCCUGGUUCGGUGUAAGAAUAGGACUAUUUGGUUCAUGUAGUGAACUGGUGUAUAUCCAUGCAUACCACCAUAGGCAAUUAGGAGCCGAAAAGGUUACGGCGAGUCAAUGUACCAAGAUGCAUCAGGGAUUAGCGAAGAAGUACUGUGUUGAAGGGAUUUGUGGCUGGUGCAACCGGAGUGGCUGGUCGAAACUCGUCGACGAUCCCCAGAUCCAACAUGCGUCUCUCCAUAACCCGCUCCCCGUCCAGCUGCAUGCCUAUGUGUGGCCGUUCAUAAUCGUGUGGCCCGUGUUCUUCUCGUUCUAUCUGUCUCCGGAGCUGUACAACACCUACAUUCAGGGGCAGGAAUGGACCUUUGUAUAUGCGGGAUCCAUCAUCACCGUGCAGUCGCUACUAUGGUUGAUGACCAAGUGGAGCGUCAACAUCGACGCUCUUUUUACCGCGACGCGGACGAACUCGGUUGACUCGGCGCAGCUGAUCAAGAUCAUUCCAGUCACGAAUGCGGGCUCCGCAGAAAUCUGCCGCUUGAUUCACGACAACAAGACCGGGAAGAAAACUGUGUCUUUUCUGUUCCAGAAGCGCCGCUUUCUCUACUACCCUGAACGAAAGUGUUUCGCACCCCUGUCCUAUGUCCUCGAUGCAGAACCGAAGCCUGCCAUCAAGACCUUCCAGCAGAGCCGCGGGUUGACGUCCAAGGCAGAGAUUGAGCGGAUUCAGCACCACUAUGGCGACAACAAAUUUGACAUUCCCGUUCCCACGUUCAUGGAGCUGUGGAAGGAACAUGCGGUCGCGCCAUUUUUCGUUUUUCAGGUUUUCUGUGUCGGACUGUGGAUGCUGGACGAAUACUGGUACUACUCGCUCUUUACCCUGUUCAUGCUGGUUGCGUUCGAGAGCACUGUGGUAUGGCAGCGCCAGAGGACGUUGAAUGAGUUCCGCGGUAUGAAUAUCAAGCCGUAUGAUGUCUGGGUGUAUCGUGAGGGCAAAUGGCAGGAGAUUACCAGCGACAAGUUGCUUCCGGGAGAUCUCCUGUCGGUCAACCGGACAAAGGAAGACAGCGGAGUCGCCUGCGAUAUUCUUCUCAUUGAAGGCAGCGCGAUCGUCAAUGAGGCCAUGCUUUCCGGAGAGAGUACCCCGCUGCUGAAGGAUUCAAUCCAGCUCCGACCUGGAGACGACCUCAUCGACCCUGACGGGCUCGACAAGAAUGCGUUCGUGCAUGGGGGUACCAAAGUCUUGCAGAUCACGCAUCCCAAUUCGGGCGAAGGUGCUGAGAAAUUGGACCACAUUGCACCUGGUGUUCCGAAUCCUCCGGACAAUGGUGCCCUGGGUGUUGUGGUGAAGACUGGAUUUGAAACCAGCCAGGGAAGUCUUGUCCGUACUAUGAUCUACUCUACGGAGCGUGUCUCGGCCAAUAACGUGGAAGCGCUUCUCUUCAUCCUCUUCCUCCUUGUCUUCGCUAUUGCAGCUGCCUGGUACGUCUGGCAGGAAGGAGUGGCGAAGGAUCGGAAGAGAUCGAAGCUGCUGCUCGACUGCGUUUUGAUCAUCACCAGCGUCGUUCCUCCUGAACUUCCCAUGGAGCUCAGUUUGGCUGUGAAUACCAGUCUUGCGGCCCUCAGCAAAUUUGCGAUUUUUUGCACCGAGCCAUUCCGCAUCCCAUUCGCCGGCCGUGUUGAUGUCGCCUGUUUCGACAAGACUGGCACUUUGACCGGUGAAGAUCUUGUUGUUGAUGGCAUCGCAGGCUUAACCCUCGGCCAGAAGGAUGCAAAGGUCGAGCCGGAUGGCGCACACACUGACUUGACCAAGGUCACCGAAGUCGGCAGUGAAACGACUCUGGUUCUUGCAACCGCGCAUGCGCUGGUGAAAUUGGAUGAAGGCGAGAUCGUGGGUGAUCCAAUGGAGAAGGCCACGUUGACAUCUCUGGGCUGGGUACUUGGCAAAAACGAUACCUUGGUUAGCAAGGGCAUUGCUGCCAGUGGGUCUGCUCAGGUGCCGGAGUCAGUCCAAAUUAAGAGACGGUUUCAAUUUUCUUCUGCCCUCAAGCGCCAGAGCUCCAUCGCGCAUGUUGUUACCACGGAUAAGGCCACCUCGAGGAGACACAAAGCUACGUUCGUCGGUGUUAAGGGUGCUCCGGAGACUAUCCGGACCAUGCUCGUCAAUACACCUCCGCAUUACGAGGAAACCUUCAAGUAUUUUACGCGUAAUGGAGCUCGGGUGCUUGCUCUCGCGUACAAGUACCUCUCUACGGAUGCUGAUCUGGGACAAAACCGCAUCAAUAACUACUCUCGGGAGGAGAUUGAGUCAGACUUGAAUUUUGCGGGCUUCCUCGUUCUGCAGUGUCCUCUGAAAGAGGAUGCUGUCAAAGCUGUUCGGAUGCUCAAUGAGAGCAGCCACCGUGUCGUCAUGAUUACUGGAGACAACCCCUUGACUGCGGUGCAUGUCGCUCGGCAGGUUGAGAUUGUCGAUCGGGAGGUUCUGAUUCUUGAUGCUCCUGAGAAUGAUACGUCUGGGAAGAGGCUUGUCUGGCGAAGUAUUGAUGAUAAAUUCAACCAGGAAGUCGACCCUACGCAACCGCUCGAUCGGAAUAUCCUGGAGACAAAGGACAUCUGUGUUACAGGAUAUGCUUUGUCUAAGUUCAAGGAUCAAAAGGCUCUCCCGGAUAUCCUUCGUUACACAUGGGUGUACGCUCGGGCCCAUGUUGGCGUGGCGCUGCUGAAUGGAACUCCUGAGGACCUGGCCAAGAUUCAGGAACAUUACCGCAACACGAAGAUGAAGGAGAUCUACGAAAAGCAGGUUGCCAUGAUGCAGCGAUUCAACCAGCCUGUACCGCCAGUGCCCGUUCAGAUCGCUCAUCUGUAUCCUCCGGGACCUACCAACCCGCACUACGAGAAGGCGAUGGAGCGGGAAGCAAAGAAAAAGGGCGCCGCCGCCGCAGAAUCGAAGACUGGGGCGAAUGGUGUUCCGACCAUCACUUCGCCUGGAGCACAAGCGGCGCAGCAGUCUGCUCAGAAUCUUACUCCUCAACAGAAACGCCAACGCGAAGCCGCCGCUGCGGCUGCAGGAUUGGCGGACAAGUUGACGACGUCGAUGUUGGAACAGGAGCUUGAUGAUAACGAGCCUCCGACUAUCAAGCUGGGCGACGCGUCCGUUGCUGCUCCCUUCACGAGCAAGCUGGCCAACGUGGUCGCUAUCCCUAACAUCCUUCGCCAAGGCCGCUGCACCCUUGUCGCUACCAUUCAGAUGUAUAAGAUCCUCGCUUUGAACUGCUUGAUCAGCGCCUACAGUCUCAGUGUGAUCUACCUGGACGGAAUCAAGUUUGGGGACGGCCAGGUCACGAUCAGCGGGAUGCUCAUGAGUGUCUGCUUCCUUUCCAUUUCUCGUGCUAAGUCUGUCGAAGGCCUGUCGAAGGAGCGGCCGCAGCCGAACAUCUUCAACAUGUACAUUAUUGGCUCCGUCCUUGGGCAAUUCGCCAUCCACAUCGCUACUCUGGUCUAUCUUUCCAACUAUGUAGCCAAGAUCGAGCCACGAACCGGAGAAGUUGAUCUCGAGGGUGAAUUCGAGCCAUCUUUGCUGAAUAGUGCCGUCUACCUUCUGCAGCUUAUUCAACAAAUUUCGACCUUCUCAAUCAACUACCAGGGUCGCCCGUUCCGGGAAUCGAUUCGAGAGAACAAGGCCAUGUACUGGGGUCUGGUCGGCGCCUCGGCGGUUGCCUUCUCCUGCGCGACCGAGUUUAUCCCUGAGCUUAACGAGAAACUGCGGCUGGUACCAUUCAGCAAUGAGUUCAAGGUCGUCCUGACGACUUUGAUGAUCCUGGACUAUGCGGGCUGCUGGGUGAUCGAAAACGUGCUGAAGCGCCUGUUCAGCGAUUUCCGGCCCAAGGAUAUUGCAGUGCGCCGGCCCGAUCAGUUGGCUCGGGAGAUAGAACGGAAGAAGAAGGAGGCUGCUGAAGCGGCUGCUGAGAAGGAGAAGGCCAGGAAGGUCUGA
Molecule: messenger RNA, 4503 nt
Organism: Rasamsonia emersonii CBS 393.64
Lineage: Eukaryota; Fungi; Ascomycota; Eurotiomycetes; Eurotiales; Trichocomaceae
Product: Calcium-transporting ATPase
Exons: 10
Coding region: 1-4503 (1500 amino acids)
Biological process (GO): intracellular calcium ion homeostasis; intermembrane lipid transfer
Cellular component (GO): endoplasmic reticulum membrane; cytoplasm
Molecular function (GO): lipid transfer activity; ATP hydrolysis activity; ATP binding
Source: RefSeq, a predicted model, not a curated record